AUAGGAUUAAUGGAGAAGGUCAGAUCGGUGGGUUAGCUACGGACGAUGAAGGACCCGUUCGAGGCGGCGGCGGAGGAGCAAGAUUCGCCUCCGGAGUCGCCCAUACCUGCCGAGGAGGACGUGGCGGUCGCCGUAGACGUCGACGAGGAGGAGGCCGACGCCCCGUCGCAGCCCCAGGCCUCCGCUCCCCCGGGACCGGCCGGCGCCGGUGGGGGCGGGAAAGGGAAGGAGGAGGAGGAAGAGGAAGAGGAGGAGAACAUGGAUGUCGAGUUCGGCAAGUUCCCCUCUGGUGGCGACCCGGACAAGAUGGCCAAGAUGCAGGCAAUCCUUUCGCAAUUUACGGAGGAACAGAUGAGUCGUUAUGAAUCGUUUAGGAGAUCUGGCUUUCAGAAAUCUAACAUGAGACGGCUAUUGACGAGCAUCACGGGAAGCCAAAAAAUUUCAAUACCCAUGACUAUUGUUGUGUCUGGCAUAGCAAAAAUGUUUGUCGGUGAGCUAAUUGAGACAGCAAGAAUUGUGAUGACGGAAAGAAAGGAAAGUGGCCCAAUCAGGCCUUGCCACAUCAGGGAAGCCUAUCGACGACUCAAGCUCGAGGGGAAAAUACCGAAGAGAUCGGUGCCUCGGCUCUUCCGGUAGAAGGGUGGCUACCUGAUUAUUGACAGAAAACCAUUUUUGGUUCUGGGGCUGGUCGGACAUUCCUACUCCAUGUACAGCAUAAUCCCUGCACUUUCAAGAUUAUAGUGGGUUGAAGCUGAAAUUUGCCCCGUUAAGGCUUUGUUCAAGAUUGCAAUUCUCUCAAGUCAUGUAACUGUCUGGAAUGAUCAGUCUGUUUGUCUAAUUGAACUAUGAAACAUGCUUGGUAGAAGUAAUUAUAGAUAUCUUCUUCUGUAAAAUAGAUGUUUCUCCCAGCAAUUACAGGAUGCUUGGUUUCUUGGU
This is a messenger RNA of Zingiber officinale, 936 nucleotides long. Its product is annotated as transcription initiation factor TFIID subunit 11-like. Gene Ontology annotation, cellular component: transcription factor TFIID complex; nucleus. The coding region runs from base 46 to 636 and encodes 196 amino acids. NCBI's taxonomy places the organism in Eukaryota, Viridiplantae, Streptophyta, Magnoliopsida, Zingiberales, Zingiberaceae. Gene Ontology annotation, biological process: RNA polymerase II preinitiation complex assembly; transcription initiation at RNA polymerase II promoter. The record is from RefSeq and is a predicted model, not a curated record. Gene Ontology annotation, molecular function: transcription coactivator activity; protein heterodimerization activity. The transcript has 4 exons.